UGAAAUUUGCCUAGAACGAUCACAACCCAAUUUUUUAAUCCACAGCAAAAUUAGUACACUCACAAAAGGAUAAUUAAGAUGAAAGUUAUUUUUGCAUUGGUGUUCUCUGCGCUUUUGUGCGACAUUUUUGCAUUUAAGCUCCCAGCUGAGGAAUUUUCCGUGGUCCACAAUUCCAGCACGAAAGCACUGGUGUUUAAGGCAGAUUUCAGUCAGCCGACGCUAAGCGCUGCGUUUGGAGGAGCCUCCAUCAGCUAUGGGAACCAUAAUGUCAUCUUGUGGGCAAGUGGGGGCGGUAUCGAGGUCCGCUAUCCGGCCGGCUCUUACGUCCCUUCCGGUCCUAUUGUGGGUGGAUUCGGAAUCUGGAGCAGACACCCCGUGAACUCCAACACGGCCGUCUUCAAGUAUGGCGUCUACUUUCCACCAGACUUCAACUUUGUCAGAGGAGGAAAGCUGCCUGGACUUUACGGGGGAAAGACAUCGUGUUCUGGGGGUGAUCCUGCCGUCGAUUGCUUCUCGACUAGGAUGAUGUGGAGAGAAAACGGUUUGGGGGAGCUGUAUCUCUACGCCAACAGGGAGGCUCAAGACCCUGCAAUCUGCCAAAUGCCCAACAAUUACUGCAGCCCAACUUACGGCUGGUCCCUCAACACCGGAUCUUUCACCUUUCGACGAGAUGCGUGGACGGACAUUGAGGAAACGGUCAGUCUAAAUACACCCGGAGUGAGGAAUGGCGUCUUGGCAAUUAAGGUCAAUGGAGUUGAAGUCAUCAGGUACAAUAAUAUCGUCUUCCGAACAGCCGCUUACCCCAACAUGCGGGUGGAUGGGAUGGACGUGGAAACGUUCUUUGGAGGAAAUGGGGUCGAGUGGGCCAGCCCCACCACACAAAUUACAAAGUUUAGAGAAUUCAUUCUUGAAAGCUUUUUAAAUUAAUCUACACUGUCAAAUGCAUUUAAAAAAACGAUGUUGUGCAACUGGAAA
Molecule: messenger RNA, 975 nt
Organism: Folsomia candida
Lineage: Eukaryota; Metazoa; Arthropoda; Collembola; Entomobryomorpha; Isotomidae
Exons: 4
Coding region: 79-927 (282 amino acids)
Source: RefSeq, a predicted model, not a curated record